Molecule: messenger RNA, 3005 nt
Organism: Brassica napus (rape)
Lineage: Eukaryota; Viridiplantae; Streptophyta; Magnoliopsida; Brassicales; Brassicaceae
Product: cysteine-rich receptor-like protein kinase 46
Exons: 8
Coding region: 26-1918 (630 amino acids)
Biological process (GO): protein phosphorylation
Molecular function (GO): protein kinase activity; ATP binding
Source: RefSeq, a predicted model, not a curated record
CAACGCAUACGCAUCGUUCCUCCUAAUGGCAUCAACGUUGUUUAUCGCUUCCUUUGCCGUUUUCCUGACGUUUACGUUUCUAACUCCGUCAACUUCCACGGAAGUCGUCUCUCGACUCGACGUCCUCGGAUGGGUUUGCAACAACGGCUCCGUCCCGGACUUGGAGGCUUACCGCAGAUCUUAUCAGAUCAAUAUCGACAAGACCAGAGAUGACAUGAGGAACCUCAAGUUCGGGACUCAUGAAGACGGUGUCCCUCCUCAGAAGAUGUACUUUUUGUCGCAAUGCGUUAGCGAUCUCUCGCCUGACGAAUGUAGUCUCUGUUGGUCACGCGCCACCGAUCUCCUCUUUAAUUGUUUUCCCUCCCCCGGUGGUCGGUUUUACCUCGACGGUUGUUUCGUUAGGGCUGAUAAUUACAGCUUCUAUCGCGAGCCUGUUACACGUCAAGACACCAAGAUAUGUGGUGGUGAUGAGUCGUCGUCGUCUAGAGAAUUCAAAGGCUUAGUAAAGGAAGUGACCAAGUCCAUAGUUGAUACGGCUCCAUACAGCCAAGGCUUCUCGGUGGUGGCUAGGAAGAGCGUACACGGCUUAACUGCUUACGGAUUAGGAAUAUGCCGGCAAACGCUAGACGAUGAGUUGUGUCAACUGUGCUUAGCAGAUGGAGCUUUAUCGGCAACUAGCUGCUCACCAGCCACAGAAGCCUUCGUCAUGAAUGCAGGAUGCUACUUGCGUUACUCUAACUAUACCUUUUAUAACGAACGUGAAUUGCUUUCUAUGAGUUUAACGAAAGAACAUGUUCUGCGUAUACUGGUGAUUUCUAUGGUGUGUGUCUUGGCUAUUGCAUCUGGAUUUUGGUGUGGAAAAUGCAUUUAUUUGGGAGCUAGUUCAAAGAAGAAGCUUAAAGGAACUAAGACUAAAAAAAGUUAUCACUUGUUUGGACAUCUAAGGAUAGAGAAGGAGUCAAAGUCUGUAUCUAAUAACUCAAACUUGAUGUGCUUUAAGUAUUCAACUCUUGAGAAAGCAACCAACAACUUCAAUGAGAGUUGCAAGCUUGGUGUUGGAGGAUAUGGUGAAGUCUUCAAGGGAACUCUGUCUGAUGGCAGAGAGAUCGCUAUAAAACGUUUGCAUAUAUCAGGAAAUAAGACACGAGAAGAGAUUCAUAAUGAAAUAGAUGUGAUUAGCAGAUGCCAACACAAGAACUUGGUCAGGCUUAUAGGUUGCUGCUUCACUAACAUGAAUAGUUUCAUUAUUUAUGUGUUCCUCGCUAAUUCAAGCCUUGAUCACAUCUUGUUUAACUCGGAGAAGAAGAAAGAGCUAGAGUGGAAGAAGAGACGGGCAAUAAUCUUGGGAACAGCAGAAGGGUUGGAGUAUCUUCAUGAAGCUUGUAAGAUCAUUCACAGAGAUAUUAAAGCAAGCAACAUUCUGCUAGACUUAAAGUACAAACCGAAAAUCUCAGAUUUUGGUUUAGCAAAGUUCUAUCCAGAAGGUGGCAAAGACAUCCCUUCUUCCUCUCCCUCUCCUUCUCCCAUUGCUGGCACACUAGGAUACAUGGCUCCUGAGUACAUUAGCAAGGGCAUACUAAGCAAUAAGAUUGACGCUUAUAGCUUUGGAGUCCUUGUUCUUGAAAUAACCAGCGGUUUUAGAAACAAUAAGUUCCGGUCUGAUAACUCCCUUGAAACCUUAGUUACUCAAGUCUGGAAAUGUUAUGCUUCAGACAAGAUGGAGGAGAUGAUAGACAAAGAUAUGGAAGAAGAGACAGAUAAGACAGAAGUGAAGAGAGUGAUGCAGAUCGGUUUGUUAUGCACACAAGAGUCUCCACAGCUUCGUCCAACAAUGUCUAAGGUUAUAGAAAUGAUUAAUUCUACGGAUCUUGUAUUGCCCACUCCUACAAAACCGCCGUUCCUUCAUGAUUCUAUGUAGAAAAUCAUAUUCAUACUUUUUGUAUAAAUCCUCCACUCUUCUUACUGUUCAUAACAACACAUCGCAAAAAGUGUAUUUCGUUUCAUAUUAUGCUAUUAUUUAUAUUUUGUUCUCCUAAUUAGCCCAGCCCAGGCCCAGUUUGAAUUAAACAUAAACAACAACAGUUAACCGACAAGAAGGAAAUAUAUUGAGAAAGAAGAACCGAUAGAGUUGAACCAAGUUGUAUGGUAAAACCUAGGUAAAACUGUGACCGGUACACUUACUUAGAAUAUUUUGUAUUUGUUUAAAAAAAAAUGACAUACAUGGGAGCCAGCCGUCGUGACACAUGAUGAUUUUAUGUCUGGAAAAUAUGAAUACAUGAAUUCAAAUUUGUAGAUAUAUAAACGCAACUAUUAUCCUAUCAUAUUCCAGAAAGAUUAAACAAUCAUCAAUGGAUCUUAUUUCAGCAUAAGUGUUUUUAGUGAAAAUCAAUUUCCAGAAGCGUUUAGUAAAUAAAUCACUGUAACAAUAUUGGGUGAGGGUGAUUGGGAAUGGACACAGAUCGAAUACUACGACAAUAAUUUUUAGUAUUUAUAUUUUGCUUUGUACUUAACGGAUAUCGAUGUGAUUUUCUUUGUAAAAAUACGAAUAUCCAGUUUUCCGGAUAUCCAAAACAUUUACAGAUAUUUGCAAAUAUUUACGGAUGUUUACGGAUAUUUCAACACUUUGUUCAAUAUAAAAAAAUUAGAAAAACUAUACAAAACUGUUUUAAAAUAAUAUAUUUUACAUAAUAUAAAAAAGUAAAGAUUAGUGAAACUAUACGUUCCAUAAAUUAAAAAAAAACUAUUUUUUUUUUUUAUAAAACAUAAAGUUUUAGAAAAAUUGUAAUUUUAUAAAAUAAUUAUAUUCCUUUCUAGUAACUUUGUAAAUAAAAUUUCAUGUAAAAUAAUAGUAAUAAAAAAUUAUAUAAAGUUAGAGCGGAGUGGAUAUCCAAAUCUAAAUUUUUUUUAUUUGUAAUUUGCUUUGUUUUAAUCGAUACUAAAUUUUAAUAUUUGUUUUGCUUUAAAGAUUUACGGAUCUCUAAAUUUUUUGCAUCAAAUUAAAACAA